This is a messenger RNA of Mycotypha africana, 3892 nucleotides long. RefSeq names its product Metalloenzyme, LuxS/M16 peptidase-like protein. The record is from RefSeq and is a predicted model, not a curated record. Gene Ontology annotation, cellular component: mitochondrion; cytosol. NCBI's taxonomy places the organism in Eukaryota, Fungi, Mucoromycota, Mucoromycetes, Mucorales, Mycotyphaceae. Gene Ontology annotation, biological process: peptide catabolic process. Gene Ontology annotation, molecular function: metalloendopeptidase activity; metal ion binding. Bases 283 to 3651 code for a protein of 1122 amino acids. The transcript has 8 exons.
UUUCUUGGGUUUUGUCUCUUUUUUUUUUUUCUCCUUUCUUUUGUCUUUUAUACAUUGUAUUUUUGCAAUUGGAGUAUUUUUAUAUACUUGAUAGAUCCGCCUACAGCCAUUCUAGACAAAGCCCGUAUAAUAUAAUUUAUUUUUUUCUUUUGUUUGCUGCAUAAACCAGGAAAAAAAAAAAUCAAAAAAAAUCACCCAUUUUCCUUUUGCACGCUUCUUUUAUUUUUAUUUUCCUCCUUUUUACUGUCGUUGUUUUUUGCAUAAGAAACACACUCUGUGCUCAUGACACCCAUUUCAACCACCACGUCUUCAACCAGCCACCGUCAGGACCAUUGGCAACUGUCGGAGGACGGUCAAUAUUGGAUUUUUACUCAACCUUUAGAAAAGUCGGAUAAUGACGAUCGUGUUUAUAGACUCAUCAAGUUGGCUUCCAACGAUCUGGAAGUAUUGCUCGUGCACGAUAAGGAUACGGACAAAUCCAGUGCAGCUUUAGACGUGCAUGUGGGUCAUAUUAGUGAUCCUCAUGACUUACAAGGCUUGGCUCAUUUCUGUGAACAUUUACUCUUUAUGGGAACUGAAAAGUAUCCUAAAGAAAAUGACUACAAUCAGUUUUUAGCAGAACAUUCUGGUUUUUCAAAUGCGUUUACCGGUGUGGAAGACACGAACUAUUACUUUGAAGUGGAUCAAGCUUAUUUGGAAGGCGCAUUGGAUCGAUUUGCCCAGUUUUUCAUUUCACCUUUGUUCUCUGACAGUUGUACAGAAAGAGAACUAAAGGCUGUGGAUUCAGAACAUAAAAAGAAUCGUCAGCAAGAUAGUUGGCGCAUGUUUCAACUAGAGAAAUCUCUGAGCAAUCCCAACCAUCCUUACUGUCAUUUUGGUACGGGCAAUCUAGAGACAUUAUACGAAAAUCCCAAAAAGAGUGGACAGGACAUCCGACAAGAAUUGUUGAAAUUCCAUGACACGUAUUACUCUGCCAACAUUAUGAAGCUUUGUAUUCUCGGAAGAGAAUCCUUGGAUCAGUUGACGGAAUGGACUGUAUCCAAGUUUAAUGCUGUUCGUAACAAGGAUAUUCAGCCACCUAGUUUCCCAGGUCAUCCACUCACCAAAAACGAAUUGAUGAAACAAAUAUUUGUAAAGCCUGUCAAAGAUGUACGUUCAUUGGAAAUGACGUUUCCUUUCCCAGACCAACGACCUCUUUAUGCAGUUCAGCCUGGUCGAUAUCUUUCUCAUCUGAUAGGUCACGAGGGCCGUGGCUCUAUUUUAUCCUUGUUGAAAAAGCAUGGUUGGGCUAAUUAUCUUCAAGUAGGCACGAUUCAUGGCGGUAUUGGAUUUGAAUUCAUGAGGAUCAGUGUCGAUUUAACGCAACAAGGCUUAGCGCAUUAUCGAGAGGUCAUUCAAAUCAUUUUCGAAUACAUUCACUUGCUCAAAAAAGACGGUGUUCAAGCGCGUAUUUUUGAAGAGGUCCAGUCGUUGGCUUCUUUAGCCUUCCGUUUCAAAGAAAAAUACCCGCCUUCUCAGUAUACGUCUCGACUGGCAGGAUUGAUGCAGCAUGGCUAUCCUGAAGUGUCUGUCUUGAGUGGACCCAGCCUCAUUCGUCAUUAUGAUCCAGAGCUGAUCAAGGAGAAUCUAGACUACCUUUGUCCUGACAAUUUCCGCAUCAUGUUGGCCAGUCAGACGCCACCGAAUGGGAUUGAAUUUACACAACGAGAGAAAUGGUAUGGUACAGAAUACAAUGUCGUUGAUUUUGACGAGGAUUUGAUCAAAUCGCUGCAAAAUAUAAAAGAGAAUCCCUCGUUGGCUUUCCCUGAACCCAAUACGUUUAUUCCCGAAAACUUUGAGACGUUUAAAAAAGAGGUGACAGAGCCUCAACGUCGGCCGGAUCUGAUUGAAGAGACGGACGUCCUUCGUCUGUGGCACAAGAAAGACGACACGUUCUGGGUGCCGCGCGCGAAUGUGUGGAUUACGCUGCAGUCGCCGCUGGCGUAUGCGACACCCGCCAACUGCGUGAAAACGCGUCUGUACGCUGAUUUACUGACGGAUGCGUUGAAUGAAUAUGCGUACGACGCUGAAGUAGCGGGGCUGUCUUACAACAUUGAAAACCAGUUGGACGGUCUCUUGCUCGCGAUGGGGGGCUACAAUGACAAGCUGCCGAUUUUGCUCGAGCGCGUCGUCUCUAAAAUGCGCGAUUUCACGGUGGAUGCUGAGCGCUUCCAGCUGAUCAAAGACCAACUGUGUCGAUCGUACAAGAACUUUGCUCUGGAGCCGCCUUACCAACAUGCGUUGUAUUACCUGUCGUAUCUCACGCAAGACAAAAUGUGGACGAAUGCGGAAAAGCUGCAGGAACUCGAGAGCAUCACAGCAGAGGACAUCCAAGCGUUCUAUCCGACCGUGUUGGCGCAGCUCCACGUGGAAGCGCUGGUGCAUGGCAAUGUCGUGAAGGAAGAGGCGCAGCGGAUGCUGCGUCAGGUGAUCGCGAUCUUGCAGCCCAAGCCUCUGUUGCCCCAUCAACGCGUCCGUCACCACAGUCUGCUGCUUCCGCACGGAUCGAAAUACGUGUACCAUCGCGAAGUGGAAGAUCCUCACAACGUCAACUCGGGCAUCGAGUACCUGAUCCAAGUCGGUAACGUCACGCAAACGACGUUACGCGCUCAAUUGAGCUUGUUGGCCCAGAUUGCGCAGGAACCGUGUUUUGAUCAGUUGCGUACCAAGGAGCAAUUGGGCUAUCUUGUCUUUAGUGGUGUCCGUAAACAGACGGGAUCCAUGGGCCUCCGUUUCAUUCUGCAGAGUGAACGCGACACGGUCUAUCUAGAAAACCGCAUUGAAGCGUUCUUGACCAAGCUCCGACAGCUGGUGGAGAACAUGUCUGAAAAGGAAUACCAGGCUCAAGUGCGAUCGCUCGUCAAUAAAAAGCUGGAGAAAAACAAGAAUCUCGGACAAGAGGGUGGCAAGUACUGGACGCAUAUCCAUUCAGGCUAUUAUGAAUUUGAUCAGAUUGAAAAGGAUAUCAAGGAAUUGAACGAGAUCACAAAGGAGGACAUUUUAGAAUUCAUCAAGGAAUAUGUGGAUCCUGCCUCUCCCCGCGUCCGUAAAUUAUCCGUUCAUAUUCAGUCGCAAAAGACAAAAGCGAGUAGCCCUGCUUCUGCUUCUGCUGCUGAUUCUGCUUCUGCUUCUGCUUCUGCUGCUCCUAGAAAGGCCAAGGAAAAAAAAUACAAGGUCUCGAUUGAAUCGUUACAUACGUGUUUGGUGUCUCAAGGGGUGACGCGUUUGAGUAUUGAAGAUGUUCGAUCCGCUGUAGAAAAAGGAGACGCUGGAGAAGCCUCCAUUGAAGCCAACCUUCGUACCUUGUUGGCGGAUGAAAGCCAAGCCGACGAAGAAGCCAUUGAAGCCUGCAUGGCCAAGUUGAUGUCGAUCAUGCGAGAAUCAUCGGAAGGUGCGGAUGGUGCUUAUGUCUCCGUGGACAGUCAAAAGACGGCGAGAAGAUUAUCGAUGGUCCAGCCUACAGAAUCCAUGACAGCCACGACCCAAGCCGUCGAUCAUACGCAACUCCCUGCCGGUAACAUCAUGAUUACCAACGUGACUGAAUUCAAGAGUAGCAUGGAGUUGAGCCCUGCCGCUGUCCCCUUGAUUGAUCUUGAUUCUUGUACCAUUUAACGUAAUCAUCCCCCCUCCUAUGUAUAUAUAGAUCUUUGACAACCCUCCUCUUUUUAUGUUAUGCUUGGUUCUCGUCUCUUUAGCUAGCUCGCUUUUCAUCCAUCACCAAUAAAAAAAUGAAUCUAUUUGCAUCCUAUUUCAAUGAGGGAUCUUCGUUGGGCUAGCUCAGCCAACAAAACCGACAUAACACUCCAUUUUUUUUUUUUUUUUUGCUCAGCAUUGUCCAUUUCAAAAGUGCCAA